AUGUUGUUAUUGUGUGAUAUUAUUUCUAUCGAAAAACAAAGAACAUUUACUGAUUGGUUGUCUGGUGGAAUAAAAAUAUGUUUAAAUCCUUCUCCCUUGUUUAGUUUACAAGAAGAACAAAUUAACAAUGAUACAAACAAUAGAGAAUUUUAUUUUUCUGGAUUGCAUGAAUUACCUAAAGUUUUGCAACGAAUUAUAGAAUUAUGGGAAUAUUGCAAAAAUAAUGAACAAAUUCGAAAAAAAUCAAAACAAAAUCGCCGUCAUUAUAGCCCUCGUCAACCACUAUCUGAACCUUUAUAUAAAACUUUCAAUAAUGUGAAGUCAAUUACAACUUGCUCAAGUUUAAAAACAUCUAAAGCAUGGGAAAAACUUUUUCAUGAUUUUGGAAAAGAUUAUUCAAUUUAUAGAACUGUUGAUAUGCAUCGUUUGUUGCUUGAUGGCGUUCCACCCGAACACAAAGCCCGCAUGUGGGGUAUUUGCUCUGGCGCUUAUUGUGAAAUGCGUUUGAACCCAGGGGAAUACCGUGCACUUUGUUUGUAUUUUUUUGUGUUUUUCUGA
Molecule: messenger RNA, 558 nt
Organism: Meloidogyne enterolobii
Lineage: Eukaryota; Metazoa; Nematoda; Chromadorea; Rhabditida; Meloidogynidae
Source: the annotation of a GenBank genome assembly